This is a messenger RNA of Racocetra fulgida, 243 nucleotides long. The record is from the annotation of a GenBank genome assembly. NCBI's taxonomy places the organism in Eukaryota, Fungi, Glomeromycota, Glomeromycetes, Diversisporales, Gigasporaceae.
AUGUCUCAUAUCUUAGAAAAAGGUGAAGCAUUUUCAUUGCCACUUUCUGAAGAAAAAACUUCUAGCUCCGAAGAAAGUGAAGAUUUAGAAGAACAUAAAUCAGAUAAAAAUAUUACCAAUGAAUCUGAAAAGGCAGAAAGCAAUAAAUGCAGUUAUGCAUAUACUUUCGAAAAAAAAAAUGAUAUUGAAAGUGACAGCUCCAAUGACUUUGACAAUUCAAUAGCAAAUACAAUUCUCUCCUAA